This is a messenger RNA of Strongylocentrotus purpuratus (purple sea urchin), 1884 nucleotides long. RefSeq names its product vacuolar protein sorting-associated protein 37A (gene vps37a). Gene Ontology annotation, biological process: protein targeting to vacuole; protein targeting to membrane; ubiquitin-dependent protein catabolic process via the multivesicular body sorting pathway. The record is from RefSeq and is a predicted model, not a curated record. Bases 245 to 1615 code for a protein of 456 amino acids. Gene Ontology annotation, cellular component: ESCRT I complex. The transcript has 10 exons. NCBI's taxonomy places the organism in Eukaryota, Metazoa, Echinodermata, Echinoidea, Camarodonta, Strongylocentrotidae.
UAGUAGUCGACUUUUCCUCGGAUAUCAGAAUAUGGAAAUCUUUUUCUGGAUAUGACGUGAUGAUAUGACCCGACUCAAAAGCAACUGAGGUUUGCAAUUAUUACCAUAAAAAUCUCAUCUCAACGGCGCAAAGAGUGAUACAGCAGUGACCCAUCGUCUGGACAUUGCAGCAAACUUAGUUGCAUGCUGAGAAGUUCUAAGAAACUCAAGUUCUGGGAAGCAUCACAACCAACUUUUCUUGACCAUGUCUUGGUUCCCUGGAUUUGGUGCUCCCAAGAGCAAUCUUCCAGCCGUCACACCUCUACAAGCUCAACGAUCCAAACAGAUAGACUCUCUAAGAGCACUCAAUCCAAACGUGGUAGAGCUAAAGCGAGAUGAGGAGUACAGAGUUGGAUUCACUUGUGGGGUGAAUCAUGUAACAUUUACUAUUUCUUUGCCAGCUGAUUUCCCACAGACAAAGCCAAUUAUCACAGUAGCCCCACCAAUGAGGCAUGGUUUCUUAGAUGAAUCCAUGCAAGUAGUUCGAUACUUGCCUCUUAUCAACUUCAAUGUACAAACAGACUUGGGAAGACUGGUUCAAAAUAUGGUUCAAGAAUUCUGUAAAGCUCCCAUGUUCAUCCAACCAGAUGCCAGCCAACAAAGAGCGGUUCCAACAGUACCCCAGUACCAGCAUUUCAUGCCCCAGCCAACACCUACACAACAACAGCUGCCACCCCUGCAACACCCCGUACCAUCACACAAUCCAUUACAACAACAUCAGACACCACCCCACUCUCAUCAACCAACACCUCCACACCAUUCCUCACCACACAUGACUCCACCUCAUCCUAGCAUGGCCCUGCCCCACUCCUCAAUGACCACGCCCCACUCCAGCAUGGCCACAGCCACGCCUCCCAACCAGUAUACACCACAGAUGCCCGCCCCUCAUCCUCCAUCCAGUGCUUCAUCGUAUCCGUUAACAUCAACGGUACCAGUAGCAACAUCUUCAGCAUCAUCAUCUGCAAGAGUGGCACCUGUGAAUGGUCUGGAUGUGGAACCCAACAUACCGGUACCUGGUAUGUUAGGAAUUCGUGGUCUGAAUGAUGGCCAUCACUACAAUAUGCCAGCUAUCCCUCCUUCAUUUAAUGACUUAUUCAAAGACUACACCAAAGAGCAGCUUCAAGACCUGAUAGAGGAUGACGACAAGCUAGAUGUGAUUUUUAGAAAUGUUCCUCAGCUGUCUAAGAUGCACAUAGAUCGUACAGAGCUUUAUCAGUCAUGUGAAGAAAUAGCAAAAUUAAACCUGAGCUACCAACCAGAGAUAGAAAGACUCAGGAGAGAGGUGGAAGAAACUGUCAAAUUUAGGAAUGAUCUUAAAAACAACUUUGACAUGAAAUGUCUCCAGCAACAGAGCUUAAAUGAGCAAUGCUCUCUUUCUCACCUGAUGGAUAAUAUGAGAGUAUCAGCAGCUGAUGCCGAGCACCAAUCGGAUGACCUCGCUGAGAGGUUCUUACAAGAUAAGGUCACGCUUGAUGAAUUCUUGAAGCUGUUUAGUGAACAAAGAAAACUUCUUCACAUCAGAAAAGUCAAAGAAGAGAAGUUGAGUCAGCUAAUAGAAGGUCAAGGAAGAUAUUAAAAACCAUUCCAUGAUGUUUUGCAAUUUUUAUUAUCAUAUAAAACAUGACACUUUUGUAUUACAUGUAAAGCAUGUAGAGCAAUUAAAUAAGCUAGGCAUUCCCGAAUUGCUUUGAAAGCUAUUACUGUGGCUUAAGCUGUGGAAGCCAUUUAAUUGGCGGUGCAAGGACUUAAAGAUAAAGACCAGUUAUGGUCAUGCGAUGGCAUUGUGAAAGAAACGUUGUGGAAUCGAUCAGAAAAGGUUGAUCAUCUAGCAUAUUUGUAUUGGUG